Messenger RNA from Electrophorus electricus (electric eel), 1625 nucleotides. The record is from RefSeq and is a predicted model, not a curated record. Lineage: Eukaryota; Metazoa; Chordata; Actinopteri; Gymnotiformes; Gymnotidae.
CACACACACACACACUGUUAGAAUGUUGUCUAAGGCAGUGUUGGGUAUGACUCUGAGCCUUUUCAUCGUGCUAACGGUGUGUGGGAACGUACUGGUGUGUCUGGCCGUCUGCGCCACCAGACGUCUGAGGAGCGUCACAAACUGCUUCAUCGUGUCACUGGCGGUGACGGACUUCCUGCUGGGCGUUCUGGUGCUCCCGUUCUCAACCCUGUACGAGGUCACCGGCGACUGGCCACUGGGAGCGCACUUCUGCAACGUUUACAUCUCACUGGACGUCAUGUUAAGCACCGCCUCCAUCCUUAACCUCCUGGCCAUUAGCGUCGACCGCUACUUUGCGGUCACCGCCCCUCUGCGUUACCCUACGCUUGUUUCCCCGUGGCGCGUCACCCUGUCCCUCAGCGCCGUCUGGCUGGUGUCUGUGGGCGUGUCCUUUAUUCCGAUUCACCUCGGGUGGAACACGCUGGACCACACAGUCCAGAAUCAUGGAGAUGAUGACCCAAUCAGAGCCUGCCGCUUUGAGCUGAGCCCCACCUACGUGAUAGUCGACGCCCUGACCACCUUUUAUCUCCCCCUAGUGGCCAUGUGUUGGACCUACUACCGAGUAUUUCGCAUCGCCCGGGCGCAGGCCAAGCGGAUGUAUCGGGGCGCCUCUUCAUCGUCGCUGCCAGCGGUGACAGCAAUCGCUCUACGCGAGCACAAGGCCACCGUGACUCUGGCCGUGGUGCUGGGCGCCUUCGUGGUCUGCUGGUUUCCAUAUUUCACAUUUUUCACCAUUAUGGGAAUACGGAAGGAGGAGGAUAUACCAAAGACGGCGUACUCGGUGGUGAUGUGGCUGGGCUACGCGAACUCGGCGCUGAACCCUUUCCUGUACGCAGCCCUGAACAGGGACUUCCGGUCUGCUUACGGCAGGCUGCUGUGUGGGGCGAGGGGUGUUAAAACACCGUCAGGAACACCCCCUGCAGCGGUGGAGGCGGGGCUAAUGGAUGGACACGCCCCUGCCGGCCAGAGGGUGGAGUUUAUGCCUGGGACUUGUGUGAUGCUACGAGACAGGAACGGAGAGAGGAAGGUCACUAACACUGGGACAUCCGCCACCGUGGUUACUGUCCUGUUUAAUGGCCACAGCAGUUUAUAAAAGGCUUGGUGCUUUUUCUGUCUCCUUAACUCACUCCUGGUCCAAGCUUGGUUCCACUUCUUAACACAAGACCUUCAGCAACAGAAGGAGGUUUCAAAAUGUCUAGGGAGCCAUUUUGUCCACUGAGCUGACGAAGACCCUGAAAAACUGAGCAGUCAGCGUCAAUUGGGAAGAAUGACAGCGAGUUUGGGGCACUACCACUCACAGAAGAAAACAACAAGGUGACAAUUGAAAAACAGUGAUCUAUUCCGUGACUUUGGUAGGCUAGAGUGAUAAAAAAAAAAAAAACAGACAGUCAAGCAAAGGGCACAUGCCAUCUAUAAAGCGAGGAAACACUGCUCCACCCUCUGGUCAGCCCAGGUGCCACAAAAUAUACAUACAUACAUACGUACAUACACACUGUACUUGUUUUCACAUGAUAGCAAUUUAGCACAUGAGAAAGGUUUGGGGUUUGAAACAUGCUGUAAAAAUGAACUCUGUAAGCUUGGGUCAA